AUGACUGCAACCGCUCAGUCUCUCGCGACGUCAUCGAAGACGCAUCUGACCCUCAAGGGUUCAACAGCGAUGGUCUCGGAAUUCUUCAACUACUCUGUCCAAUCCCUCCUCUACCAACGAGGCAUCUACCCAAACGAGGACUUUCGACAGAUCAAAAAGUACGGUCUACCGAUGCUAGUCACAACAGACUCGGGCUUGGAGAAGUAUCUCAAUGACUGUCUGCAGCAGGUGACUCGGUGGAUCGAAGAGGGAAAGCUCACAAGGCUGGUCGUGGCGAUUGUGGAAAAGGACUCCGGAGAGACGAGGGAGAGGUGGCAGUUUGACCUUGAGGUGACAGGUACUGGGACUGAUCAGUCAUCAGCGGCAUCGAAGAAGACGGAUGCUCAGGUGAAAUCCGAGAUUGCAGCUCUCAUCAAGCAGAUCACUGCGUCAUGUACCUUCCUGCCGAUCAUUGAAGAGCCUUGCGCCUUCAACAUCCUCGCAUAUACUACUCGGCUAGAUACAAAUGUCCCUCUGGAGUGGCAAGACUCAGACGCUCGGCUGAUCGCAGAAGGCAAGGCGGAGCAGGUCAAGAUGAGGUCCUUCAGCACCGGAGUUCACAAGGUGGAUGCAGUGGUGGCUUAUAUGAGGGGCGAGGACGAUUGA
Messenger RNA from Microstroma glucosiphilum, 645 nucleotides. Its product is annotated as DNA-binding protein. Gene Ontology annotation, cellular component: kinetochore; nucleoplasm; cytoplasm. Gene Ontology annotation, biological process: mitotic spindle assembly checkpoint signaling. The record is from RefSeq and is a predicted model, not a curated record. Bases 1 to 645 code for a protein of 214 amino acids. NCBI's taxonomy places the organism in Eukaryota, Fungi, Basidiomycota, Exobasidiomycetes, Microstromatales, Microstromataceae. The transcript is spliced from 3 exons.